This is a messenger RNA of Trematomus bernacchii (emerald rockcod), 3679 nucleotides long. It is a transcript of the gene lnpkb, whose product is annotated as lunapark, ER junction formation factor. Gene Ontology annotation, biological process: endoplasmic reticulum tubular network organization. Gene Ontology annotation, cellular component: endoplasmic reticulum tubular network. NCBI's taxonomy places the organism in Eukaryota, Metazoa, Chordata, Actinopteri, Perciformes, Nototheniidae. The record is from RefSeq and is a predicted model, not a curated record.
GCCGCUUGUCAGUUGAGAUGUCAGUUGAGCUAAAGUCUGCUGUUUGCUAGUUUCUGCGCUUAGUUGACUCAAUGGCCGGUUAACAGAAACCCUUAAACACCACCAAAUUGAAGCAAAGGAGUAAAAGAGGGACUUACAGAUAUGGGUGCCCUGAUAUCCAGAUGGAGGACAAAGCCAACCACAGUGAAGCAGCUGGAGAACCAUGAAAAGGAGAUUAAAGAGCUGGAGGAGUUCAGAGCCAAAAACCAACGUCUGCAAAAGCUGUGGGUCGGCCAGUUAAUUCUCUACUCGUCGGCCUUCUACCUGCUGACCUUUCUGGUGGUUUACUGCCUCUAUCUGCCGGAACAAUGGUUCCAGAGAAUAGUCAUGGCCGUGCCUUUCUUCAUUUACCCCGUGCUAGUGUGGUUCAUCAGGAGGUUGUUGGUCUUUCUCUUUUCCAAACGCACUGAGAGGAACAAUGAUAAACUGGAAGAACUAAAGGCUUCCAAAAAGAAGAUUCUGGAGGAAGUGAUGGAAACGGAGACGUACAAAAACGCCAAACUCAUCCUGGAACGCUUUGAUCCUGAAGCAAAGAGGAAAGCUGAGCUUGAGUCGACUCCGGUGCGUCCUCAGAUGACUCCCAGGCCAGGACAAGAGAUUCGACAGAGAGGCGUGCCAAUGAGACCGAUGCUGAUGGGAACCCCUAUUGCGAUGGCUAUGACUCCCCAACAUGGAGCUCGUCUCCAAAUGGGACCGGGGGGGACGCCUGUGGAACCUGUCCCUCUCUCAGCUCCAGGAGGACCUCCGGAGAGAUCCGCUCUGUCUGCCUCCGUCCUGCAGGGGUCACCGUCCAGAACCCCCUACUCUCCCAUACCUGGAGUAGGCAUGCACCCACCCGGUCCUCCGUUAGCGAGACCCAUUCUGCCCAAAGACAGAGGAGCCGUGGACCGAGUCAUUGAGUACCUCGUAGGGGAUGGACCACAGAACAGAUACGCUUUGAUCUGCCAGCAGUGCUUCUCUCAUAACGGCAUGGCUCUGAGAGAAGAGUUUGAGUAUCUCGCAUUUCGUUGUGCGUAUUGCUACUUCCUGAAUCCGGCCAGGAAGACGCGCCCUCAGGCUCCCAGACUUCCAGAGUUCAGCUACGAGAGGAGGCUGAGAGCAGAGUCUCGAUCCCCAGGACCAGCACCUCGUUCCCCCCCAGACACAGAGGAGAGCGCCCCCCCCUCUGGAGCUAAGGCUCCGGCUCCGUGGAGUUCAGUCCACAGUUUCCACUCGGUCCACAGUUUCCACAUCCAGCCGAGUCCAAAGAACCCUCUGAACCCUCAGAACCGACCUCUGCAGAGCCCAGAUGAAAGAGAGAUGACGGAGGAGGAUACAGCCACUAAACAAGAUGAAGAGGGUGAGAGCCAAUCAGAAGAGCAGCUGCCACAGGAGGAGGAAGAGCAGCAGCAGGAGGAAGAAGUAGAUGUAGAAGAAGUAGUUCAGGAGGAGGAAGAGGUGAAAUCAGAGCAGAGUCACAGCGCCCCCUGUGAGACAGAGUCGUAAUUGCAUCGAGUGCAAACUAAAGGUUCUGUUAUUGGCCGUGAUAGACAGGUGGCAUUUCAAAGCAAUAUACAUUAAUAUCAUUCUUUCUUACAACCUUUUUUUGGAUCUGAAAACCACUUUUUUCUCGUCAAAACACCAUCAAAUAAAGCCAAGCAUGUAGAGGAGAUUAUCUACUUUGUAAAUGGUGCAUAAAAUGUUCAUUUCUGGCAUGCAGAAUUAUGCAAAUCCUGUCCAAUCAAACAACGAUAUUGCCUGAAAUGACGCCAGCGUAUCACGGCCGUUACAGCUCCCUGAGAAAGUGUCAGAUUGAUGAUUGUAGUUUUAAAUCUUAAGGCUGUGUCUCCACAGAGCUGCUGAUAACGCUCUAUAUGUGGUGACUGUUUUAUUCACUUUUAAGUAUUCUAUCAUUUAAGGUUUUUUAAAGUACUUGGCUGCUGUAUGAUUUCUUUAUGAUAAGUUUAAGAUACAACCGCUGCUUCACAACAGGUUUGUCGUAAAACAUGCUUACAUCUUGAAUCCUUUAGUGACCCCAUUCUGUGUGGUGUCUUUAUGUGUAGCUUAAUAUCACAGUUUAUUAUGGAACAUGUAAGUAUUGUGUGCAUGUAGACAAACCAGUUGUGAAUCAGGAGAUUCUGUCAGUAUAAUAUUACGUUUUAAGGUACUGCUAUAGCUUUUUUUUCACCUCCCAUUUUUUAAAUCUCCUAUACAAGCUUUUAGCCAACUUUUAAGCAAUGUUGGCUAUUGUGUAAGAGCCACAGCUGGACACAUUUAAAGUUUUAUUUUAAUUAUAUUUUAGCAGCUUUUCCCAGACGAGAUGUAUCUGAGAUUUGAGCAGUUUUUAAAUUGACGCUAACCAAUGAAAACAGUCCAGAUUACGACUGUUUGUUUACCGCUCAUGCCUUUUGUUGGUGAGAAAGUUGCAUGCAAUCUAUGUAGACCAACUUCUUUCAGCAACACAUUUUAACGAGUACUAUGUAAUGCCCCACUUAUUACUGCAGCUACAUAGAACAACACCUAAACACAGCCGUCAGUGGUGCAGCAGAAAGUGUUUUUAUUUGAGCACAGACGCAUGAUUGUUGUAGAAACCAUUCUGUGUAACCACUCUCCAUAGAUAGAAACAACAUGUGUGCACAGCAGGGCUUAUUUGACUUAUUCUAAUUUAGAUUAUGGUCAAAAAGCCUAAACAAAUCUACAAUUAAAGUACGUUUUUUCUUUGAGGUGUGGCCCUUGAACCUAAAGGCGUCAGUGUUUAUGAGCAGUGCUAACAAUAUGUCUGAAGAAACUUUUAAACGGUAAAGGAAAUGAACAGAGUGGAGAUUAAUCCAUUUAUCUGGUUAUUGCCAAUUAGUGUUCUCACUGUUGUUUUAUCUUGACUUCAUUUGCACUGAGUUUCUCUUUGUAUUUAUUCGGCCAUAUUGUGUUUUAAUCUGUUCAGGUACUGUUUGAUUUGAAACUUUAACUACCACUGAAACAAUUAUUAUAAGGUCUGGUUUGGGUUCUCUAGAAAUGGUUGAAGUACUUUGUUUUAUUCACUCUCCUUUUGUUCAAGUGUUUUUAACGUGUGCUUACAGAGUUUACAGUGUAUCCUGCUACUGUAGCAACACACACACACAUAUUUAUUUAAACAAUGAGGGUCUAUGCAAGUAUAAAAACAUGGGGCCUGGUCCUAGAAACACACACAGACUGAGUUGUUCUAUUUGGGUACAAAAACAACACAUACAACUCUAUUGAAUGUGUUGACUUUAACGUGAUAGUUUUCAUAUUCAUUCUGUGUGUUUCUGGGCUUGCAUCGUCUGGCCUUCUGAAUCUAAACAUGUUAGCAAAAGUAAUUUUGGACGAACCUUUUCUUGAGACCUUCAUUUGAAGUUUCCUGACUCUUGACUUCUUGGCAUUUUAACUGACCUAUGUUUACCUGUUUGAUACCAGUGUUAAUAACCUUCUUAUCCCACUGAUGGUGAUGAAAUGUGGAACAAAUCCUCAGCUGUCAGUCUUAUUUAUGAUUUUAAAAACUCCUGCUUUGUCUCCCGCACUGAGUGUAACACAUGUUUACUUCAUUCUUCCUCUGAUAGAUUUAUCAAUUCUCCUUUUCUGGAUUAAUGGUUGUCAUAAAGUGGGCACAUUGCACGCUUAAUAAACGUUUUUAGCAACAAAGGAA